Solanum dulcamara is the source of this 2685-nucleotide messenger RNA. Its product is annotated as plant intracellular Ras-group-related LRR protein 4-like. Gene Ontology annotation, molecular function: protein binding. The transcript is spliced from 4 exons. The record is from RefSeq and is a predicted model, not a curated record. NCBI's taxonomy places the organism in Eukaryota, Viridiplantae, Streptophyta, Magnoliopsida, Solanales, Solanaceae. The coding region runs from base 567 to 2285 and encodes 572 amino acids.
GAACCGAACAAGACACAUUUUUCUCUUAGAUAACUCAUCCUUUCUCUUCCAUUUCUUCUUCUCUCUGUUCUCCACAUUUCACAUACAAUUUCAGAAACAUUGUUGAUUGUACCUUGGACAGAAAACCCACUAAAUAGUGUCUGUCAGUUUCUUUCCUUAAGUAGUUUUUGGAGUUUUGUUAGUGGAAAGUUUUUAUUUUUAUUUUUUUAUGAGUGUUUUUUCCGUGUUUUCAAAACAGUUGUUUUCCAUAUAGGAAAAUACGGCGAAAAAUAAGCUUUACUGUGCAUGUAUUCAUGUGGGUAAAGGUUUGAAUUUGUUGUCGUCGUUGAUUGGCGCUUUCUAGAAACUUGUAGAAACAAAACUGAGCUGCGGUUUUCAUUUUUCUUGAUCUGUUGAUUGGUUUCGAGAAAGCAAAAUUCGUCUUUGUUUUUUGCUUUGAAUAAUACAUACAGAAGGAGAAAAAAGGGUAGUCGAGUCUAAUUUUUGUUUUGCCGGAGUUGUAUUUAUGUUGAAUUAAAUUCAUCUGGGUGUUUCUUAUUUUCGAGUAAUUUCAGAAAAUUAUUGAAAUGGGGUCGUCAGGAAUGUCGAAUGACGAAAUUGUGCAAGAAAUUAUGCGAAUUCAUGGAUCUCUACCGACAAGGCCAUCGAUUGAUGAGGUUGAAGCUGCAAGAGCUUUAAUUGGAAACCUAGAGAAAGAGGAUCAGUUGAAAAUAGAUGCUAUCAUGAGGCAAAAUAAAAGGAAAGGUGUUCCGGAAGAGCUGUUCAAAAUUUUGCAAGAGAUGCAGAGAAACGCUGUUCUUUUUCAGAGUAAAGAACAGAAGAAGGAGGCGUUGAAACUUUUAGAUCUCGAAAACAUUCACACUGUGUUCGACGAUUUGAUUCAGAGAGCUACGAAAUGUUUGCCUUCUAAUUCUCAGGCUAAUGCACCGUCUUCUUCUUCAAUGGAUUCGAAUGGUUUAUCUUUGGCAAGUUCAGUUUCCUUGUCCGCCAGCAGCAGUUUAAAUCCUCCGACAACCACAACUGCGACUACUUCAUCGUCCAACUUUUAUAACGCAAAAGAGCCUAUUAAAGCGUCUGAACUGUAUAGUAGAGAUGAUAGUUACUUGAAUAAGGCAAACGCCACGUUUCUCGUGGAUGGAAUUGGUGUUGGGCUUCGAUCUGGGGAUGCUUCAUCAGGGCCUAAAAUUGUUGAUUCCACCUUAAAGCCGGCAACUAGUGGUCAAGAAGGUGAGAAAUUAAGUUUGGUUAAGCUUGCCAGUAUGAUUGAAGUGUCAUCCAAGAAAGGAAGUCGAGAGCUUAUUCUUCGGAAUAAGUUGUCGGACCAGGUUGAAUGGCUUCCAGAUUCUAUAGGGAAGCUAUCAAGUUUGAUCACUUUGGAUCUGUCUGAGAAUCGAAUUACUGUCCUACCCACCACCAUAGGGGGGCUCUUAUCAUUGCAAAAGCUAGAUUUGCACUCAAACAGAAUUAUUGAACUGCCUGAUUGCAUUGGAGAUCUUCUUAACUUGGUCUAUCUUGACCUCAAUGGAAAUAACUUGAAGGUGUUGCCCGCGAGUUUUGCUAGGUUAGCUCACCUUCAAGAACUUGAUUUGAGCUCUAACAUGCUAUCAGUACUCCCUGAGACAAUUGGCUCCUUAGUAAGUCUUAGGAAAUUGAUUGUGGAAACUAAUGACCUUGAGGAACUUCCUCACACUAUUGGUCAAUGUACUUCUCUCAAAGAGCUUCGUGUAGACUAUAAUCAUCUUAAAGCUCUUCCUGAAGCAGUGGGACGAAUUGAGUCUUUGGAGAUUCUGACUGCGCGGUACAAUAACAUCAGGUUAUUGCCUACAACUAUGUCAUCCCUUACAAACUUGAAAGAGCUCAAUGUUAGUUUCAACGAAAUCGAAUCAGUGCCUGAGAGCUUGUGUUUUGCUACUUCACUGGUAAAGCUGAACAUAAGCAACAAUUUUGCAGACCUGAGAUCACUACCAAGGUCCAUUGGGAACCUUGAAUUGCUUGAAGAAUUGGACAUGAGUAACAACCAGAUACGAGUUCUUCCAGACUCAUUUAGGAUGCUCUCAAGUUUGCGGAUCCUUAAAACCGAUGGAAAUCCUUUGGAAGUCCCACCAGGAAACAUCGUUGAGAAGGGAGCACAGGCCGUUGUUCGAUACAUGGCUGAUAUGGUUGCCAAUAGGCAUUUGAAGACUCAGCCCGUGAAGAAGAAGAAGAAAUCAUGGGCUCAAAUAUGCUGCUUUUCAAGUUCCAACAAACGUCAGCGCAAUGGCAGUAUGGACUACGUUAAUACUUGAUGUGCUGCAGCUUCCAUUCAAAUCUGGGAAAUGAGCUGUGAUUUGGCUGGACGAGAGCUGCAAAUUUUCAGUUGAAUUCAACCAAUUUUGCCAGCUAAAUUCAAUCAACUUUCUUGUUGUUCCAGAUAGGCUCUAAACCACUGCCACGUGUUUUUUUAAUUCUCAUUUCAUCUAAUAAUUCUUUUAAUGCAUUUCUGCUGUAAACUUUUCCUCGAUUAUGUAAAAAAAAAAAUGUAAAAUCUUAUCUUAUUUGACUUUCUAUAUAUUGAAUGACAUUGAAAAAGUCAGCCUGAAUUAAUUUGUCAUUAUCCAAUACUCGACGGCGAAUUUGUUUGGAAAUGAGCACGCAGUGUUGGCGGCCUUUAUAUUUUGUACCAAAUACAUUUCACCCAUUUAUUUA